This is a messenger RNA of Drosophila montana, 1469 nucleotides long. It is a transcript of the gene Kah, whose product is annotated as Kahuli. The transcript has 2 exons. Bases 9 to 1406 code for a protein of 465 amino acids. The record is from RefSeq and is a predicted model, not a curated record. Gene Ontology annotation, biological process: regulation of DNA-templated transcription. Gene Ontology annotation, molecular function: RNA polymerase II cis-regulatory region sequence-specific DNA binding; DNA-binding transcription factor activity, RNA polymerase II-specific. Lineage: Eukaryota; Metazoa; Arthropoda; Insecta; Diptera; Drosophilidae.
ACGCAGACAUGUGGAAGGUUCGGCAGGCGACGCCCAUACCCGAGGAGCUGUACAAUCUCACCCAGCUGGCGGAUGUGACACUGGCGGCCGGACCGCUCGGCGCACCAGCCAAAGCUGCGGCCUACUGCAAGCCAAUGGCCAGCAACAGCAGCAGCAACAACAACAACAUCAGCGGCAGCAGCAGCAGCAGCAUAUUCUAUGCCUCAUCCGACGAUGACUCCACCUACAACUCGUACAGCCACAAGGUGUUCGAUCGCAGGAAACUGCGUCGCUGCACCAUCUCCGACUCGAAUUCCUGCGCCAGCAUCACCAGCAACUGCAGCAGCAGCUGCCAGUCCGGCGAGCAGUCGCCCAACCAGGCCACGCCCUGCAGCAGCAACAGCAGCACCGGCAGCAAUUUGCUUGAGGAUGAGCACAUUUGCCCCGAGUGCGGCAAGAAGUAUUCCACAUCCUCCAAUCUGGCGCGCCAUAGACAAACCCACAGGUCAAUUAUGGACAAGAAGGCGCGACAUUGUCCCUACUGCGAAAAGGUGUACGUGUCGAUGCCGGCCUUCUCGAUGCACGUGCGCACCCACAACCAGGGCUGCGAGUGUCAGUAUUGCGGCAAGUGCUUUUCGCGGCCCUGGUUGCUGCAGGGCCACAUACGCACCCACACGGGCGAGAAGCCCUUCAAGUGCAGCGUCUGCAGCAAGGCUUUUGCGGACAAGUCGAAUCUGCGCGCACACAUACAAACCCAUUCGAACACGAAGCCGCACACCUGCGCCCGCUGCGGCAAGGCCUUUGCCCUCAAGUCGUAUCUGUACAAGCACGAGGAGUCCUCCUGCAUGAAGAAUCGCAGCGAGCCAGCGAAUCAGCCGCGUGCCGCCCAGCUGCUCUCCAUGUCCAAGCAGCAGCCGGAGCUGGAGCCGGCAGCAACAACAACCACGACAACGACAUCAAGCACAUCUCUGCCGGAUUCGGCCAAGUCAACGCUGGCGCACAAGCUGCUGCAGAAGGAGAAGGAACGCAGACAAGCCCAAGCCCAAGCGCAGGCCCAGGCACAGGCUGCCCUGGCCUAUGGCUAUCCGGCAGCUGCUGGACAUGCGGAUGCAUUUGCCGCCCAACUAGAGCACUACGAGAGCUACAAGCGCAAUGGCAUUCUGCAGCCGACAACCGUGCUGCAGCAUCCCGCAGCGCUGUAUCAGGAGCAGCUGCUGCCACUGCCGCUGCCGCUGCCGCUGCCCCGGGGUCUGACCUAUCAGCAUUAUGGACAUGCCGGGGCACAGUCAGCUGGCAGCGAGGCGGCGGCGUCGACGGCGGCGGGGGAUCAGGAGCAGCCCGUUGACUUUUCGCCCAAGAACAAUUUUACGCAUUCGGCCAAGACGAGUCCCUUCGAGCUGACCGGCAACUAUGCGAUGGUCGCCUAGACACGCCCAGCCGCCCAGCUGAUUGUAAAAAGACAAGCGAGAGAGAGAUUUACAGAAUUUUGA